Molecule: messenger RNA, 3293 nt
Organism: Prosopis cineraria
Lineage: Eukaryota; Viridiplantae; Streptophyta; Magnoliopsida; Fabales; Fabaceae
Product: probable LRR receptor-like serine/threonine-protein kinase At1g53440
Exons: 24
Coding region: 91-3129 (1012 amino acids)
Biological process (GO): protein phosphorylation
Molecular function (GO): ATP binding; protein binding; protein kinase activity
Source: RefSeq, a predicted model, not a curated record
UCCAAUAAAUAAUCAUUCCAACUCUAAAUUUCUCUCUCUUCAUUUCAGUAUCGACGCCUCUCCUUCAAAGCCGACCUUCCUGAUCUUCUAAUGGAGUUUGUCAUGUCAAGCUCCAAACUUGUCAGUGUUUUCUUCUCUGCAUUUCUGCUUCUCUCUUUCUUCUCAGAUUCUCCUUCAAACGCUCAACUUAUGCCCCAAGACGAAGUGAAGGCACUACAGGCAAUAUCUGACAAGCUCACAAAUGUGAAUUGGAAGGUUACAGAGAAAUCUUGCAAUAAUGGAGACUCAGGAUUUAAUAACCUCACUACCACAUCCACUCAAAUCGUCAGGACUGUCAUUUGUAAUUGCACUUUCCAAAACGGCACCGUUUGCCAUGUCACUCAUAUUCUUUUGAAAGGCCAGAAUAUAUCGGGAGAAAUACCAAGUGAAUUUGGAAAUCUUACACAACUGAUUGAACUUGAUCUCACUCGCAACUAUCUCAGUGGCACAAUUCCAACGGUUUUUACACGCAUCCCUCUUGUCAACCUGUCCCUUUUGGGGAAUCGCAUUAGCGGUUCAAUUCCAGAAGAAUUGGGUGAAAUUGCUACUCUGCAGGAUCUGGUCUUGGAGGAUAAUCAGCUUGGACGAAAUCUUCCUCAGAGUCUUGGAAAUUUGAGCAACCUACGGAGACUACUUCUUUCUUCCAAUAAUUUUACCGGGGUGAUACCAGAAUCAUAUGGAAACCUAAAGAACCUAACUGAUUUUAGGAUAGAUGGGAGCAGUUUAUCAGGGAAGAUACCUGGUUUUAUUGGGAACUGGACCAAAAUUACUAUUCUGAAUAUGCAGGGCACAGGCAUGGAAGGUCCAAUUCCUUCUACCAUAUCCUUGUUGACAAAUUUGAAAGAAUUGAGAAUAUCUGACUUGAGUGGAACGACUAUGAGAUUUCCUAAUCUAAAGGAUUUGAAGAUUUUGGAACGACUGAUACUGAGAAAUUGCCUAAUCUUUGGUCCCAUACCAGAUGACUUUGCCGCCGAGAUGACAAAUUUAAAGACUCUAGACCUGAGCUUUAACAGGUUAACUGGUUCAGUCCCUGCUUCAUUUCAGGACUUGAAUUUUAAUCACAUGCUUCUGACGAACAAUUCUCUGAGUGGAGUAAUUCCAGGGUGGAUGCUAGGGAACACUCAUAAUAUUGAUUUAUCUUACAACAAUUUUACUGAGGCUUCUGCAUCUAGCUGCCAGCAGUUGGAUGUGAACUUGGCUUCUAGUCUCUCGUCCUCAGCAAGCAAUUCACUUUUGUGCUUGAAGAGGGGCCUACCUUGUGAGGGAAAACCAAAACAUUAUUCAUUGUUCAUAAAUUGUGGAGGACCCAAAAUGGAGUUCGAGGGUCACGAAUAUGAAGAAGAUUUAACUCGAGAUGGCAUUUCAUACUUUAAUUUUCAAAACAAUUGGGCUUAUAGCAGCACAGGAGUAUAUAUGAAUAAUGAUAAUGCUGAUUUUGUAGCAACAAGUUCAACUUUAUUGAAUGUCAGUGAUCCAGCAUGCUACAAAACAGCCCGCCUUAGCCCUCUAUCCCUUAAGUACUAUGGCCUAUGCAUGAUGAAAGGCAAUUAUAAAGUAAAGCUCCAUUUUGCUGAGAUAAUGUUUUCAGAUGACCAGACAUAUAAUAGCCUUGGCGUGCGAAUAUUUGAUGUUUCAAUUCAAGGUGUUAAAUACUUGAAAGAUUUUAACAUUGCGAAGGAAGCUGGUGGAGUUGAUAGGGGCAUUACCAAGGUAUUUGAUGUUGAUGUGAAUGAUACCACCUUGGAGAUCCAUUUAUAUUGGGCAGGGAAAGGAACUACUGCGAUUCCCAAUAGAGGUGUAUAUGGACCUCUAAUUUCUGCCAUCACUGUGACCCCAAACUUCAAAGUUCCAACAAAAGGGUUGUUCACUGGAGCUAUCGUUGGAAUUGUGGUUGGAUCAUGUGUUUUUCUUGUAUUGGUACUUAUUGUCCUCCGAAAGAAGGGUUUCCUUGGUGGGAAAGAUACAGAAGACAAAGAACUCUUAGAUCUUAAGACAGGCUAUUUUUCUCUAAGACAAAUUAAAACAGGCACCAAUAACUUUGACCCUGCAAAUAAGAUAGGAGAAGGAGGCUUUGGGCCUGUGUAUAAGGGUGUGCUGUCAGAUGGUGUAGUCAUUGCUGUUAAGCAGCUCUCUUCCAAGUCAAAGCAAGGGAAUCGUGAAUUUGUUAAUGAGAUAGGAAUGAUCUCUGCAUUGCAGCAUCCGAAUCUUGUGAAGCUUUAUGGCUGUUGCAUAGAUGGAAAUCAACUAAUGCUUAUAUAUGAAUACAUGGAGAAUAAUAGUCUUGCUCGAGCACUUUUUGGCCACGAAGAUCAGAAGAUACACUUGGAUUGGCCCACAAGAUUUAAGAUUUGUCAAGGGAUAGCAAGGGGUUUAGCUUAUCUUCACGAGGAGUCAAGAUUGAAAAUAGUGCAUAGGGACAUUAAGGCAACAAACAUCUUGCUUGAUGAGGAUCUAAAUGCCAAAAUUUCUGACUUCGGUCUAGCAAAGCUUGAUGAAGAAGAGAAUACACAUAUCAGCACCCGAAUAGCUGGAACAAUUGGUUACAUGGCCCCUGAAUAUGCAAUGAGGGGUUAUUUGACAGACAAAGCAGAUGUUUAUAGCUUUGGUAUUGUUGUCUUGGAGAUUGUUAGCGGAAAGAGCAAUACAAAUUACAGGCCUAAGGAUGAGUUUAUUUAUCUUCUUGAUUGGGCCUAUGUUCUACAAGAGCAAGGAAACUUUCUGGAACUGGUGGACCCGCGUCUUGGUUCAAGCUACUCCAAAGAUGAGGCCAUGAGAAUGCUCAACUUGGCGCUUUUGUGUACCAAUCCAUCUCCCACUCUCAGACCGGCCAUGUCAUCUGUAGUGAGCAUGCUUGAAGGAAAUAUUCCAACUCAAGCACCAAUAAUCAAGCACAAAAAUUCUAGUCAGGGUCAUCAGGAUGCAAGGUUCAAAGCCUUUGAGGUGCUAUCACACGACAGCCAGACGUCUCUAGCCUCUCAAACAAGUGUGGAGCAAAGGGGCAAGUCAAUGGAUGGGCCAUGGAUUGACUCCUCAAUAUCUCUUCCAAGUAGAGAUGAUUAUUCUUCAUCUAGCAAGCUUCUUAGAGAUUAACAUAAUGAGUAUGAUUCCAAUGAGGAAGAAAACUUGCAUGUAUAUUUUUAAAUCCUUUCUGUAAAGGAGUAAACUUGAACGGUAGAGUGAUAAAUGUAUUUAACGUCAAAGGGAAAGCCUUGAAGUCAUAUACCUAGUACUUAUUAACAAUUUCUUGUCAGCAA